AUGCGUCUUCAAAUUCCCACGCUGGCCCUCGCCUUGUUCGCUGCCACAACGUCCGCGAACAACCUGCAAACGCCUUCACAUCGGGGACUUAAGGCAGAAAGUCUUGAUUUUUUGUCCUACAAGUGCGAAUGCAAGUCCAAAAUCCGUAAGUGUCUUUUCAUCCACGGAGAACUGCACUCGAAGCAUCACGAUGAUCUGCAAGAUAAGUCCGAUUAUUUUGGCGACAUGAAACACCACGCCCCAUGCUGUUCGUCGAUCAAGUACGUUUCGCUCGAUACGGAAACCGUUGGCUGGACAGAUGAGGAUUUGCAGGAAACAGUCUGCAAGCACGCUCUAUCGAUGAGUGAUAAGAGCGAUGAAGAGAAGAAAGUUAUCAAGGACACGAUUCUCGUGACUCAUUCCAUGGGUGCCUUGAUCCUGGCAGUAGACACUGCACUGAAUGUUUGCUCGAACGAGAAGUCGAGGAGUUUUCAAGCUGCUAUGUUGCUUCUGGGCAAGUGUCCCGUUAAGGCUGGACUCAAGUCUCUCGCGUAUAUGGGCGGACACUACAGCUCCAAGGAGCUUGACACGGCGUAUGAGGACGCUCAAGACGUCUACAGUAAGUAUGUAACCGCUGCCAUGUGCAGCAACAGCUUUCAAGGUUUAAUUUCGGGGGAUCAGAUCGAGUACGCGGGGUUAGCCACUUUCGCAGGUCAUAAGUCGAAAAAGAACGAUGGCUUCGUAACAUUUGAAAGUUGCCGAGGUGGCCUGGAUACCGAGAAGUUUGAUGACGACCCAACUAGUGCGUUUUACGUGUCCAAGUGCAACCACGCCGAUACAAAAUUCAAGCACAAGGACGACUUGUUAAUGAACAGCAAGAAACCAAAGCGUUGGUUUGAGUGUGCUCUUUAA
Peronospora farinosa is the source of this 891-nucleotide messenger RNA. Lineage: Eukaryota; Oomycota; Peronosporomycetes; Peronosporales; Peronosporaceae. The record is from the annotation of a GenBank genome assembly.